CGAGUUGUGGGGGGGAAAGAGGGAGGACAGGGGGCGCGGAGUCAGAGUGGCGCAGCAAGUGGCUGCAGGUGGCGACGGUGGCGGGGGUUGGGGAGUGAGGUAGUCUAGGCGUCGCGGAGGAGGAAGGUGAGAGGGUCCAAAUAAAACUAAAUCUGCAGUCUGGCCUACUGGUCCGGGGGCCGCGGAGCCCCCACCCGGGGAGAUGGACCUCAACCGGAUCAUCCAGGCGCUGAAGGGCACCAUCGACCCGAAGCUUCGGAUUGCAGCAGAGAACGAGCUCAACCAGUCUUACAAGAUUAUCAAUUUUGCCCCCAGUUUACUUCGGAUUAUAGUCUCUGACCAUGUGGAAUUUCCAGUACGCCAGGCAGCUGCCAUCUACCUAAAGAACAUGGUGACCCAGUAUUGGCCAGAUCGAGAACCUCCACCAGGAGAAGCAAUAUUUCCCUUCAAUAUUCAUGAAAAUGACCGCCAGCAAAUACGUGAUAACAUUGUGGAAGGGAUAAUUCGAUCACCAGAUUUAGUGAGAAUCCAGUUAACAAUGUGUCUCCGUGUCAUCAUUAAGCAUGAUUUUCCUGGUCACUGGCCAGCCGUAGUGGACAAGAUAAACUUUUACUUACAAUCGCAGAACAGUGGAAGCUGGCUUGGCAGUUUGUUAUGUCUUUACCAACUGGUGAAGACUUAUGAAUAUAAGAAAGCAGAAGAAAGAGAACCUCUUAUAGCAGCGAUGCAGAUAUUUUUGCCACGUAUUCAGCAGCAAAUCAUGCAGCUCCUUCCUGAUUCCUCCCAUUAUUCUGUAUUACUACAGAAACAGAUUCUCAAAAUCUUUUAUGCUCUUGUUCAGUAUGCAUUGCCUCUUCAGUUGGUGAAUAACCAAACCAUGACAACAUGGAUGGAGAUCUUCCGAACUAUUAUUGACAGGACAGUCCCUCCUGAGACUCUGCAAAUUGAUGAAGAUGAUAGACCAGAACUAGUAUGGUGGAAGUGUAAAAAGUGGGCUCUGCAUAUUGUAGCUCGUCUCUUUGAACGGUAUGGAAGCCCAGGAAAUGUCACAAAAGAAUAUUUUGAAUUUUCUGAAUUCUUCUUGAAAACCUAUGCAGUGGGAAUUCAGCAGGUACUACUAAAAAUUUUAGAUCAAUAUAGACAGAAAGAGUAUGUAGCCCCUCGUAUUCUUCAGCAAGCAUUCAACUAUCUCAACCAAGGGGUUGUUCAUUCUGUAACCUGGAAGCAGAUGAAGCCACACAUACAGAAUAUCUCCGAAGAUGUGAUUUUUUCUGUGAUGUGCUAUAAAGAUGAGGAUGAAGAGCUGUGGCAAGAAGAUCCAUAUGAGUAUAUAAGGAUGAAAUUUGAUAUUUUUGAAGAUUAUGCUUCUCCUACCACAGCAGCCCAGACUCUCUUAUAUACUGCUGCAAAGAAAAGGAAAGAGGUGUUGCCAAAAAUGAUGGCAUUCUGUUAUCAAAUCCUAACAGACCCGAACUUUGACCCUAGGAAGAAAGAUGGAGCCCUGCAUGUGAUUGGUUCCCUAGCUGAGAUUUUAUUGAAGAAGAGUUUAUUCAAGGACCAAAUCGAGCUAUUCCUACAGAAUCAUGUAUUUCCUUUAUUGUUGUCUAACCUGGGAUAUCUUCGAGCUAGAUCAUGCUGGGUGCUUCAUGCAUUUAGUUCUUUGAAGUUUCACAAUGAACUCAACCUCAGAAAUGCAGUUGAAUUAGCAAAGAAGAGCCUGAUUGAAGAUAAGGAGAUGCCAGUCAAAGUUGAAGCUGCCCUUGCUCUUCAGUCAUUAAUUUCUAAUCAGAUACAAGCUAAGGAAUAUAUGAAGCCACAUGUGAGGCCUAUUAUGCAGGAGCUGUUGCACAUUGUUAGAGAGACAGAAAAUGAUGAUGUUACUAAUGUAAUCCAGAAGAUGAUAUGUGAAUACAGUCAAGAGGUAGCCUCGAUUGCUAUUGAUAUGACCCAACACUUGGCUGAGAUAUUUGGCAAAGUUCUUCAAAGUGAUGAAUAUGAAGAAGUUGAAGACAAAACAGUAAUGGCUAUGGGAAUUUUACAUACUAUUGAUACUAUCUUAACAGUUGUAGAAGAUCAUAAAGAGAUCACACAGCAAUUAGAGAAUAUCUGUCUACGGAUCAUUGACCUUGUUUUACAGAAGCAUGUAAUUGAAUUCUAUGAAGAAAUUCUUUCACUGGCAUAUAGUUUAACCUGUCACACAAUUUCCCCUCAAAUGUGGCAACUUCUAGGUAUUUUAUAUGAAGUUUUCCAGCAGGAUUGCUUUGAAUACUUUACAGACAUGAUGCCUCUCCUGCAUAAUUAUGUGACAAUAGAUACAAAUACUUUACUAUCAAAUCCAAAGCAUUUAGAAGUACUUUUUACAAUGUGUAGAAAGGUACUAUGUGGAGAUGCAGGAGAAGAUGCAGAAUGUCAUGCAGCCAAACUUCUUGAAGUCAUUAUUCUUCAGUGCAAAGGAAGGGGAAUUGAUCAG
Molecule: messenger RNA, 2470 nt
Organism: Urocitellus parryii (Arctic ground squirrel)
Lineage: Eukaryota; Metazoa; Chordata; Mammalia; Rodentia; Sciuridae
Source: RefSeq, a predicted model, not a curated record